This is a messenger RNA of Monosiga brevicollis MX1, 969 nucleotides long. RefSeq lists its product as uncharacterized. Gene Ontology annotation, biological process: regulation of angiogenesis. Lineage: Eukaryota; Choanoflagellata; Craspedida; Salpingoecidae. Bases 1 to 969 code for a protein of 322 amino acids. The record is from RefSeq and is a predicted model, not a curated record. The transcript has 4 exons. Gene Ontology annotation, cellular component: cytoplasm.
AUGACAGCCAAGGGCGGCAGUGGCAGCGGCAGCGGCAGCGGGCGGCUGGGGGCGGCGGGGUUGACCACGAUGGCGACAUCGCUGGAUGACUUGAUGGCGGGGGCUUCGACUGCUGACUAUGCCAUUAAUCGGGGCAAUCGGUUUCCGAUUCCUGCCGAACACUUUGGGCGCCUGCUGCGCAAUGUGGUCGGAGAGCUGCCGGAUGGCCGCCAGGUGGUAGAGGCAGCUUUGGCGCAGGCGGCCACGGAGGUCUUGCAGCCAGGGACCGAGACUGGCUCAGCAUCCAGCGGCGACUUGCCUCGCGCCUCGCGCCUGACCGUACCCAGCUUUCGUCUCGGCCAGGACGUGCCCACGUUUGUCCGGCGCCUGCAAGCCUACCUUUCAGGGCGCAUGUACAACGCCACCAACAUGCAGUGCUUUGAGAUUGACAAGGGGAAACCCAUCUGCCGCCUGCUCGAGACAGCCAAGCUAAUCCUGGAGCACCCACUCCCCAUCAAGUGUCUCGAGGCCGUCGUCGUCGCCGUGCACCUCUCCAAUCCCGUCGCAAAAUUGGCCCGCUUCACCAUCUCCUUCAAAACUAGCCGCCGCGCAACCCUCAUGGACCGACCCCUGACCUUUGACUCCCUCACCGACCUCAUCAAGACAUAUGUGAGCGCCUACGCCGAUGUUGGACAUUGGGUGCAGCAUGUGCGCCUCUCGCAAUUCCUUUCCCAUGACCCACACUCAAACAACGUCAUUCAGUGGCGCCAGCUGCAACUCAACCUUCACGGGUUGUCUUGGGACCAGAUUGGUGGUGAGCUCGACAUGUACGUGCGCCAGAUGCGCAAAGGCUUCUCACCCGCAGAAACGCGGAUCGUCCGCAGUUCGCGACCACGCCGGUCUCGACCGCCCAAGUCUGCCACUAGCAGCCAAAAGACCAAAAGCACCGCCAAGGAGCCACGCAGCAACACCUUUGCCAUCCGUGUAUAG